This is a messenger RNA of Triticum turgidum subsp. durum (durum wheat), 2208 nucleotides long. The record is from the annotation of a GenBank genome assembly. NCBI's taxonomy places the organism in Eukaryota, Viridiplantae, Streptophyta, Magnoliopsida, Poales, Poaceae.
AUGCUGGUGCUUAAGAAAAUCCAUCACACAGCCACUCUUCUAUGUAUAUAUGCUUGCCUGGCUCUGGCUGCUAAUUAUCAUCUUCUUGCUUGUCGUUGCCGCCAGUGUUGCACCUUGAAUCAAGAUCCAUCCAUGGAGCCAAUGCAAGGAAGAGUGCAGAUGUGGAUGCUCCUGUGGCUCGCCUUCUGCUUGCUCGAGCAUUCGCAUUCGCUGGUGUUCCCGUUCCCCAUGCCGUUCUUCGCCCCUUCCUACACCAACCAGCAAGACGUUGAUGCUGUGAACGAGCUGUACGCGUCACUGGGCUCGCCGGACCUCCGUGGCUGGGCUGCCUCGGGAGGAGACCCUUGCGAGGAGGCAUGGCAAGGGGUGCAGUGCCUCGGCCCCAACAUAACCGAAAUAGUACUCAAAGGCGCGGGUCUAGAAGGGAAGCUGAGCGAGGCACUCGGAAAGCUCACUGCUAUUACAAGAUUGGACCUGUCAUCAAACAACCUCGGCGGUGAGCUGCCGGAGUCAAUGGCAAUGCUCAAAUCCCUUUCAGCACUGCAUGUGCAGAACAACAGGCUAACCGGGACACUCGAUGUGCUGCGUGAUCUUCCCCUGAAAGACCUGAAUGUGGAGAACAAUCAGUUCGCAGGAUCAAUCCCAGAGAAGAUGCUGAACAUCCCAAAAUUUCUAAGAAAUGGCAACCAUUUCACCAUUCCGAUCCCUGGUUCCUCUCCGACUCCGGCGACGUCGUCUCCUUCUCCAGCUGCACAUCCUCACAUUACUGUAAUUCCAGCAGUUACCCCACAGGACACUACACACGGUGGUGCUCCUCGGAGGCACGCCAACAAGGUGUUUCCGGCAAAGGCUGCCGGAUUCAGCAUUCUCGCUGCCAGUUUAUUGACCAUUGCUGUCGUUGUAAUCGUGUUCGCAACCUUGAGAAGGCGGCAGGAGAUGUCCACUCGGGAAGGGCACCUGAGCGCAAUUGUGAGGAGCGUGGCAAUCUGGACAAGGAAGCCUCCUAAGCUAGGUGCAACUGCCAACCCUGACAAACAACACAGUACAGUCGCUGCAAAUGACAUUGUGGGGAGCACUCUGAGAGAUUGCACAAAGGUGUCGGGUUUAUCGGCACAUACACCUCUCAAGAACUACAGCAUGCCAAGCAUUGUUUCAGAUAAGAAUGUUCAGCGGGGGUCAGAAGAAGGCAAACCCUCGACGGUUUCCUUCAAGUUCUUCACUGUUGCAUAUCUGCAACAGUGCACCAACAGCUUCAGCGCUGAGAAUUUUCUGCGAGAAACUCGGUUCGGCAAUAUCUAUCUUGCAGAGCGCCCAGAAUGCAAGUUUGCGGUGCUGAAGCUUCGCGACACGGCUACGAAAAUGGCGGCUGACGUGUUUCUGGAGAAUGUUCGGACCAUCGCCGACCUUCGACACCCCAACAUAGAAGAGCUUGUGGGUUGCUGCGUGGAGCACGGACAGAGGCUGCUCGUGUACAAAUAUUUCAGCGAACACACAUUGGACGACAUGAUCCACCGCGGCAGCAGCGACACUGCCGAUCCCGGCAACAAGUUCCUGUGGGAAGCUCGGAUCGCCGUGGCCCUCGAGGCCGCCAAGGCUCUCGAAUACCUCCAUGACGGUGGCGGCGGCCAGGAGGGACAUGUCGCCGUUGUCCACGGACAUUUCAGGCCGGAGCAUGUCCUUGUCGACGGCGAGGCGCGGGUGCGCGUGUCCGGGUGCGGCCUCGCCCCGUUCGCGCCACCGUCAGCGUCAGGAACUACUACGGACUGGCAAGACGACGCACUGAGCUACGUCGGCCCGCCGGAAGAAGCCGCAACGACGGAGGCGGCCACAGGCCGCGACGUGUACUGCUUCGGUGUGGUGAUGCUGCAGCUCCUGACGGGGCGCAGGCCCUACGACAAUGUGCGGCCGCGAGGGGAGAGGCUCCUGGUGCCGUGGGCUGGCGCGCGGCUGCACGAUCUGAGCGCUCUGCGCAGGAUGGCCGACCCACGCCUCCGGGGCACGCCGGUGCCGGUCAGGUCCCUAUCACGGUUCGCGGACAUCAUCAGCAGAUGCGUGCAGCGGGAGGCUGAGUUCCGGCCGGCGAUGGCGGAGGUGGUGCAGGACCUGAUGGGCGCCACCGCCACGGAAGAGGCGCACAUAGCGGACGACUGCGGAGAGCUAUCGCCGGUGACGGCAGAGUACCAACUUGGUGUGAACUGCUCGCUCUGA